Messenger RNA from Herpailurus yagouaroundi (jaguarundi), 2302 nucleotides. It is a transcript of the gene PAQR4, whose product is annotated as progestin and adipoQ receptor family member 4. Gene Ontology annotation, molecular function: signaling receptor activity. NCBI's taxonomy places the organism in Eukaryota, Metazoa, Chordata, Mammalia, Carnivora, Felidae. Bases 787 to 1467 code for a protein of 226 amino acids. The record is from RefSeq and is a predicted model, not a curated record. Gene Ontology annotation, cellular component: membrane. The transcript has 2 exons.
GGCUGGGCCCAACCUGGGUGCCUGCCUUACGGGGGGACUGUGGCAGGGCCAGACCUUGCCGAGCGUGCAGCCACAGCCCCAGUCCGCUGUGCCAUCUUUGACCCUGUGAGGGCAAUGCCAGAGUGCCUAGGGAAGGGUGUAGGAAUCACCCUGGUUGGGACUGAGAGAAAUGGAGUGCAGGCAGCGCUGCCUGGGGAGCUGGCACAAGCUCCUCUCAGCCCCUCUCCCCUGCCUGGCUUUGCUUCUUUCCGGAAGACAGAAAGGCCCAAAGCCUCCUCGCUUGGUCACUUACAGAGAAGACACAGGGGUUGAGAGAAGCAAGCUAAGUGGCCCUGGGAUCUGGUACCAUUGCCCACAUGUUCUAUUUAGAAUUCCGCUUGAGGCCAUGCCUCCUUCUGGGUUCUGCCAACACAACAGAGUUUAGGGGAUUGGGGCUCCUGCUCUCUGGGGAGGUAAUGUGGCCUAGGGGUGAGAGCAACUUGGAGUUAAGAGUGCUCAGGUUCUAUUCUGCUCCCACCCCUUCCUUGCCGGGGUCACCUGGGGCAGUUACUCGGUUUCUUCACCUGGAAGUGAAGGAGGGAUAAUGGUGGACUGGAUAAUGGUGUCUACUCCCCCGGCGUCUUGAGAGCUCUGCCAAGUCACUGAAGUCACUGAAGGCGCGGGGCCUGCCUCUGUCAGAUAGUGUGCUAACGGCAUUGUCAAGAUCUGUCUUGCCUCAUCCCGUGUGUUAUCUCUAGACUGCAGACUCCCUGAGGACAGGACCUGUCCUCUGGCUGAAGGUGUGUGAUGGAUCAUUGUCUCCCUCUCCCAGGGCUGGCCCUCCUAGGCUUCCUGGUACUGCUGCCGAUGACCAUGCCUUGGGGGCAGCUGGGCAAGGAUGGCUGGCUGUGGGGCACACACUGUGUGGCCUGCCUGGCCCCGCCCACAGGCUCUGUGCUCUAUCAUCUCUUCAUGUGCCACCAAGGGGGCAGCCCUGUGUAUACUCGGCUCCUUGCCCUGGAUAUGUGUGGGGUCUGCCUUGUCAACACCCUCGGGGCUCUGCCCAUCAUCCACUGCACCCUGGCCUGUAGGCCCUGGCUGCGUCCAGCCGCCCUGGUGGGCUACACCGUGCUGUCGGGAGUGGCUGGCUGGCGGGCCCUCACAGCUCCCUCCACCGGCGCCCGGCUCCGCGCCUUCGGUUGGCAGGCUGCCGCCCGCCUCCUGGUGUUCGGGGCCCGAGGAGUGGGGCUGGGCUCUGGGGCUCCGGGCUCCCUGCCCUGCUACCUGCGUAUGGACGCACUGGCACUGCUCGGGGGGCUGGUGAACGUGGCCCGCCUGCCGGAGCGCUGGGGACCCGGCCGCUUUGAUUACUGGGGCAACUCGCACCAGAUCAUGCACCUGCUCAGCGUGGGCUCCAUCCUCCAGCUGCACGCGGGCGUCGUGCCCGACCUGCUCUGGGCCGCCCGCCACGCCUGCCCCCCGGACUGAGCCACCUGGCGCCCACUACGCCGGCCUCUCUACGGUCUUCUAGGACCAAGAGUAUGCUUCGCUCCUUCUGCUGGUGUGCAAGGGGCUGACUCCCCGGAUGCUUCCAGCAAACGGGACUUGCCAGCUGGGAGCCUCAUCUGUUUGUCCGUUCUUCCCUGUGGACGAGGACCAGCCUCUUCUACCCACACCUCGGAGCUCAGCUUCCCUUCCUUGCCUUCUUUCAGGGUACUGUGGAGGCUGGAAGGAAACCUUUCCUUCCCGGACCUCAGUUUAUCUUCUGUGACCUAUAAGGGUAUGGCCAGAGGGACUCUGGGGUCACGUCUUGCUGUGACAGAAUUCUACCGGCCCGGAGCUGUCAUUCCACCCUGCCCCACACAUAAGGUACCUCAUGGGUGCCUUGCCUGGCCCUCAGCCCUAUUUCCUGACCUGUGUCUGCUCUGCGUGCCAGCCCUCCCAGCAGCCUGAGGCUCACCUUCGCCUUCUCCUUUCUGUCCAGAGACUGUGGAGUGAGGGGUUUGGACCACAAGAGCAGCCUCUUAUCCCAGGACCAAGGGGUAGGAGGGGGGCUGCAGCCGCUGCAUCCGAGCACAGAGACAUGACGACCUGGGUGGGCUGAGGGCCCACCCUCCACCCUGACUGCCAUACUCUGAUGGCUCGAUCAACACGCUGGGGACGUGCCUGCUCAGGCAGUCUCUGCUCCACACAGAGCAUGCUCGUAGCUCCAGUGUGCUGGCCUGGGGCCCUGCAUCAGGGCUCAGCCACGGCCCAUCCCAGGGCCGCAGACCCUGGGCAGCAUCAGUAAAUGGGGCAGGAAGAGCCGUUGCCACACAAGCAA